This is a messenger RNA of Penicillium manginii, 732 nucleotides long. RefSeq lists its product as uncharacterized. The coding region runs from base 1 to 732 and encodes 243 amino acids. Lineage: Eukaryota; Fungi; Ascomycota; Eurotiomycetes; Eurotiales; Aspergillaceae. The record is from RefSeq and is a predicted model, not a curated record. The transcript is spliced from 2 exons.
AUGAAGCUUGCAAACAAGUUACUCGAUAUAUGGAUUACCGACGGCAUUAAAAUCGAGAUUGAGGAUUGCGCGGACGCCAAAGAGGCUUAUGAUUUCAUCAAAAAGCGAUACGCGGUCACAAAUGAACGCGCACGCGACAUUCUGCUGAAUCGAUUGAACGAUCUCAAGCUAGAACACUGCCUAUCUGUGACCGACUACACAAAUCAAGUCCGCCAGAUCAAAGCUGAUCUCAAGACGGUCAAAUAUGACAUGACUGACGACAUGUUCGCAACCGCCCUUCUUCAUGGCCUUCCUCCUAGCUACCGCAGCUUCAAGGAGAAAUAUGAUUGGAUUAGAUCGACCAAACCUGACGAUUCACCUGAUCUGGACUAUCUUUUCGAACGCAUGCAUGUUGAAGAAAUGCACCAGCUUCAAAUAAAAGAAGAGAGAAAGGCCAGGGACAAAGCCAAAAGAGAUGCGAGCAACAGCAGCACCAUAAACAUGGACAACCCCACUCGUUACAGGUCGAGGCGGGAGGACAGAAGCCACCUCAAGUGCACCUAUCCUGGCUGUGGCAAGACUGGCCAUACCGAGGAAUAUUGCUGGGUUAAGAACCCCGAGAAAAUUCCACGAUCACUCAGAGAAAAAUUCAACAACAGGGCCGUUGUCACUGGCGGUAUGGGUGGUGUAGCGGAAAUGGAUCCCACCGAUUCCAAAGACACCUAUAUCCGGACUGAUACUCUAGAUGCAUAG